Messenger RNA from Drosophila biarmipes, 1720 nucleotides. Its product is annotated as GATA zinc finger domain-containing protein 10. Gene Ontology annotation, molecular function: DNA binding; DNA-binding transcription factor activity, RNA polymerase II-specific. Gene Ontology annotation, biological process: central nervous system development; regulation of DNA-templated transcription; neuron differentiation. The transcript is spliced from 3 exons. The coding region runs from base 305 to 1720 and encodes 471 amino acids. The record is from RefSeq and is a predicted model, not a curated record. Lineage: Eukaryota; Metazoa; Arthropoda; Insecta; Diptera; Drosophilidae.
UGUAAAAGUUUAGCCCGACUUUCACUUCGAUUUCCUGUGCGAAUUCCGUUAUAGCCGAAAGAAAGGCGCCGAACUUUAGGCAACACAAUUUGCAGUGCCGUCGGAAGGACUUCAUUUACGGAUCCCAACUUUGUUUUGUGGAAAUAAAAGUGAAAAUUGAAACGUUUUUGGAUUAUAUUUGUGAGAAAUAACAGCGAAAAUUGAAUUCGAUGCAAUUGGCACUUGAUUGAUAGAUAAGAGACCGAAUCCCUGGGGCCAGAGCGCCGGACGACGACAACUUGGAGACAGUGGCAAAUACCUAAGCAUGCUGCAGAAUCCUUCCAAAUAUCACGCAAAUCCCUUGUCGCACUUCCUGGCAUUGCAUAACACACAGGCCAGUGGCGGGGCGGCGGGGGUGGGCGGGCUGGCCAGCCUGGGCGGGGGCAUCCCGGCACAUGGUCAACCGCAUCAUCAUCAUGCGCUGGCAGCGGCUGCAGCAGCGGCGGCCGCCGUCUCGGCGGGUCAGAGUUCAUACCAAAUGGAGCAGCAGCAGCAGCAGCAACAUAAUCAUCAGCUGCAACAGCAGCAACAUCAUCAUCAGCAGCAGCUCCACCCCAGCCACCACCACCACCACCCACCGACAACAGGGAGCAGCAGCAGCAGCAACAACAGCAACAACAACGGCAGCAACACCACCGGCAACAACAGCAACAGCAGCAGCAACAACAGCUGCCACAGCAGCAGCAACAGCAACCACCGGGAGCAGUUGGCGGCGGCCGCCACUGCGACGUCGCACGCGCAGCUCAUCGAGGCGGCAGCGGCGCAUUCCUCCCUCGACGUGGGCAAGUCCUUCACCAUCGCCGCCAUUUUGGGCCUGCAGAGCCAGCGCAAGGACUACAACAAUGCCAUCAAUCUCUCCCUGCACGACAACAACAACAUUGGCGACGACAACAACAAGUGCUACACGAGCAACACGGGCGGCAGCAGCAGCAACAGCACCAACAACAACAGCCAGAGUGUAAACAACUUUAAUUGUGAUAACGUGGCCGGCAGUGGACGCUACCUGCACGGUGGCCAUCCACAUCCGCAUCCCCACCAGUCGGGCUUCGCCGCUGUGGCCGCCGCCGUGGGAGCAGCUCCCUCUGCCCUCCAGAGCCUGCAGCAGCUGCACCAGCAACACCACGCCCAGCAACAGGCCUCGCUGAACUUCCAGCGCGAGAAACUCAAGUCGGACUCUCACAAGAAAAGUGCGCUGAAGAACAAGCGCGUCCGGACCAUUUUUACCCCAGAGCAGUUGGAAUGCCUGGAGGCGGAAUUCGAGCGCCAGCAGUACAUGGUUGGACCGGAGAGGCUCUACCUCGCCCACACACUCAAGCUGACGGAGGCCCAGGUGAAGGUUUGGUUCCAGAACAGGCGGAUCAAGUGGCGCAAGCACCACCUCGAACUCACGCAGCAAAGGCUGGCCCUGAUACGGCAGACUCAGCUGCCGGGCACGUCUAUCCUGGGCAACCAGGUGUCCGUGGCUGCCAAUACGGCCCACUCGGCGUCCACGGAUGUCACAACCGGAUGCAGUGCAGCCUCGCCCAGUCUGCAGGAGGAGGACAACGAGGACAGCAAGCACUCACUGUCGCUUUCCGGCGUCAUGCCGCCGCUGAGUCGGGCGCAAUCCGAGUCGGAUCUGUCCAUCUGCAAUGACUCCCUGGACGGCGACAGCCUCAUGGAUGGCAGCGAAGAGGCCUAA